Galendromus occidentalis (western predatory mite) is the source of this 1075-nucleotide messenger RNA. RefSeq names its product transcription initiation factor TFIID subunit 8-like. Gene Ontology annotation, molecular function: protein heterodimerization activity. Lineage: Eukaryota; Metazoa; Arthropoda; Arachnida; Mesostigmata; Phytoseiidae. The transcript has a single exon. Bases 332 to 1075 code for a protein of 247 amino acids. The record is from RefSeq and is a predicted model, not a curated record. Gene Ontology annotation, cellular component: transcription factor TFIID complex. Gene Ontology annotation, biological process: transcription initiation at RNA polymerase II promoter.
ACCGGCACCGUUCGAGCGCUUCAAAAAAGUGUAAACAUUCUUCCAUCAAUAGACUUCCAGCGUCAGUGGCCUGUCAAGAUAUACUUGGCUCAAAACGCUUCACGCAAAGUCUUCUCUCAAGAAAGUUUCGUUUAAAAUUCCGAAGACGCGCCAAUCCACAUUUCGCCGCCUUUCAAUCUCAGGUACGUUGGGGCCCGAUCUGAAUUACGGAAUUGAGCGCUGUCUUUCGAGGAAGAUCUCCAAAGCCGUGGUGGGGCGGACUGGAUGAGCGUCAUCUUCAAUUAGACUUGUUUCCCGCGGGCAUAUCGUGCGAGUCGGUCAACGCAUCAGGAUGACUUCGUCUUCUGCAAGCGCGAGCGAAGUAUACAGAAAAGUUAUCAGGAACGCAGUUUGCGCGACUGCCCUGGAACAGGGUUUCAGCAGUUGCGAUGCGCUGGCUCUGGAAACUUUGACAGAAGUACUUCAAGCGACGCUUAUCGAAAUCUGUCACUCGGCAAAGGCGUACGCGGAGCUCGGAGGCCGCACCGAAGCCAGUGGAGCUGAUGUUUGCCUCGCUAUCGUGGAUUCCGGGAUUAGGAUGGAAGGUCUGAAGGAAUUCAUAAGACGUCCCCGCAAAGUGACCUUGUCCGCACCGAUGGCCCAACCGAGGGUUUCUACGCCGCGGACUCUCCAGACCGGCGAACGCAAGAACCUGCCCAAUUACAUACCUGAUCACUUCCCGCCGUUUCCCGACUCUCAUGCCUACGUACACACGUCGACGCAUCGUCAGCCCGUUACCGAGUACGUGGCGAUCAGGGAGAAACUCGCCUCUCAAAAACGUGACAUUGAGCGAGCCCUGACGAGAUUCGUGGCGAAAACCUCGGGUACGCACACGUUAUUCCCCGAUAAUCCUCAAUUGUACCCCUUGAUCGCCUGCAAGCCGCACCCUCAGCCGUGGAUGAUCGCCCUCUGUCCGAAGGAUCAAAUAUUUGAGGACGAGGACGACGACGAGAAAGAAGAAAUUCUUCCCGAACGAGAAGGCGUCCCUGAUAAUCCGUAUCUAAGACCUGUGAAAAUGCCUCGGAGGAGAUAUUGA